Molecule: messenger RNA, 501 nt
Organism: Aspergillus fumigatus Af293
Lineage: Eukaryota; Fungi; Ascomycota; Eurotiomycetes; Eurotiales; Aspergillaceae
Exons: 2
Coding region: 1-501 (166 amino acids)
Source: RefSeq, a predicted model, not a curated record
AUGCUGAAGAGUACCGAAAUCAAAGCAAUCACGAGCGAAAUCCUUGGCCUAUAUACGCCUGCUUUGGAACUAAGGGCGGCGAAGACAUUGGAGCUUGAUGGCGUUGGAGAUAUGGAGUUACUUGCAGUGGGCAUAGAUUUGAUGAGCGGAGUACUUGUGGUCUUUCCCGGCAUUGCUGUUGUUGAUAUACUGCCUUCAGUUGGUGUAAAUGUCAAUGCCAGAGAGUACCAGCUAUGGUUCGGUGUAUGUCCUUCGGAGAUGGACAGCGAAGGUGUUGCACUUGAUCUCAAGAUCGUGCCACUUUCUGAAAUGGGGACUGGAGCAGGUAUCACUGUGCAGGCUGUCGCAAAGUUGUUGACGCCCACAGUGGUGCUUGUCGUGCGUACGUCCUUGUCCGUCUCCCAAGUGAUGGCUUGGAGGUUAAAAUCGCCCUUGAUAUCUAGACAAAUACAGCAUUUAGCCAACAAUGUGCUAACAAUCAAAGAGAGGAGGGCAGCGUAG